This is a messenger RNA of Klebsormidium nitens, 1908 nucleotides long. The record is from the annotation of a GenBank genome assembly. NCBI's taxonomy places the organism in Eukaryota, Viridiplantae, Streptophyta, Klebsormidiophyceae, Klebsormidiales, Klebsormidiaceae.
AUCCAAGCCAGUGGUCUUGCAAGUUGCAAAAUUUACAGCUCCGCCAUGAAAGCCUGAGGCGGGCCUGAGGCUGAAACCUGUGAAAGGCAAGCUGGCAAAAGGUGGCGACCUGCAAGCUAAAAUCAUGAGGGACAGCAUGUGGACGUUCAUCCUCUGGCGCAAGUUGUUGUACGUAGAAGGUACCUAGAGCAUGCCCCGGCCAAAAGACCUUUUUAAAGGACUUCAAUACACGGGGAAUGUUGCUAUGCACUUGGGGCUGGGUUGCUGGUGUUGAGCACCCCAACCAGGAUUUUCAAUGAGGAGAGCAGUAAGUACCGAGAAGUUCCCAACGGCAAACUUGCAUACUCUGGUCUCUUCCCUCACCACUACCCCAGGAGUUCUGAAAUCCUCUCUUCCCAGCCUGUCUAGAGCCCCUCUGACCAUCCUCACCCCACCGCAGCUCCAGCGCAUGCAGGGGGGUGGGGAGCCGGUUAUAACUAGGCUGGGGCUGAAUAGCAGCCCGAAGGUUCCCCUGCUUCCAGCUCAUGAUCAAGGAUAUAAGCAGCCACCAGGUGCUGGGAGCAGGGGCAUGGCUUGCUUUGGCUGCAGGUGCGGAUUCAGCCUGGUGGGAGUGCAGAAGUGGCGGCUGACCAGGACUUUUCAGCGGUGUGGACUAAUUGAGCGCCAGGUUCAGAUAGACGACCAAACGAGCAUCCACUGUUGGGUAUCGAAACCGUUUGCGAAACACCAGGAGCUCCAGAAGAUCCCCCGUCGCAAAAGCCUGCUGUUGCUCCAUGGCUUUGGGGCCAGUGCAAUUUUCCAGUGGGCGGGCCAGAUCAAUGCUUUUCACAAGCAGUUUGACCUGAUCAUUCCGGAUCUGAUCUUCUUUGGCGGCAGUACGAGUUCCAGUGAAGAACGCUCGGAGAUCUUCGAAGCUGCUUCAAUGGCCAGAUUGAUGCACGAUAUCUUCAAAGUGGAGCGCUACCAUGUGGCUGGCAUUUCCUACGGCGGUUUUGUGGCCUACCGAAUGGCCUACAAUUAUCCAGAAAGAGUGCAGCGCGUGGUGUUAACGGACUCCCCCGGUGUGGUCAUGGUUCGCAGCGACUAUGAAAGGAUGCUCUCGACACACGGGGUCGCCAGCACGGCCGAUCUUCUCCUGCCCGAAACGCCCGCUGACGUUCGACGCCUGCUGCAAGUCGCUUACUACCGGCCGCCUUGGGUGCCCAACUUUCUUCUGAGGGACACUUUACAGGUCAUGUUCUCCGAGAUGGUGGAGGAGAAGCGUGGUAUGCUAGUGAAGCUGCUCGAGUAUCUCGACAAGCCAGAGGUGCCGCUCCCAAAAUUGACGCAGGAUGUAUUGAUCGUGUGGGGGGAGCAGGACGAGAUCUUUCCGCUUUCAUUGGCACAGCGGUUGCAAGAGUUUCUCGGCAAGAAAGCCCGGCUCGUCGUCCUCAAAGAAGCCCGCCACGCUUCCAAUAUCGAAAAGCCCAGGGAAUACAACAGGGCGGUCCUUGAGUUUCUUUUACGAGAAGGCGCAUGAUUACAUGCUAUCAAGCUGAUCGACCACCUAUUUAUUAGCAUGUUGCCCACUGCAAACUGCUGACUUUGCAUCAAGACAAGAUGUUCACGAGGUCUGCAGUGCAGUACGUCAACCAGGCUGUCAUAGCUGUCACAUUGAAUGAUGUUGUCAUGGUUAUCAACUUAUAAGUAACGUUGGCGUUAGAAGCCGGACAUUUUGCAGAAGCGACCUGUGGGUCCAGAAUGUUGCGAUGGUGGUACUGGGUCCAAGCGAGACUUCGAGUCAGCCUGGCGAGUGUAACAGCGCGUACGCGGACUCGUGGCAAUGUACGUGCAUAUAUCAAAUCUACCACAUUUAGCGAGAGUGACGGGCAGUGCCUUGUAAUCCGCGAGAGUGACGGGCAGUGCCUU